Messenger RNA from Tribolium madens (black flour beetle), 1639 nucleotides. Its product is annotated as alpha-L-fucosidase-like. The record is from RefSeq and is a predicted model, not a curated record. The transcript is spliced from 5 exons. Lineage: Eukaryota; Metazoa; Arthropoda; Insecta; Coleoptera; Tenebrionidae. Bases 183 to 1541 code for a protein of 452 amino acids. Gene Ontology annotation, biological process: fucose metabolic process; glycoside catabolic process. Gene Ontology annotation, cellular component: lysosome. Gene Ontology annotation, molecular function: alpha-L-fucosidase activity.
AUCCCUACUUCCUGAUGCAAAGGUUAAUUAGUUCUUGUCUGUUUUUACAAGUGUAUAUGAAAUAAAUAAUACUCUUAUAGAUAAGAAAAUAAUAUUUUAUUUUUGAUAACAAUUAAUAAGUGGUGUCAAACAAUAAUAUAACAAACAAAAUUUACAGCAGACCCGUUCAUCAAACUCAAAUCAUGUUUUUCAACGUGUUGUUAAUUUUAUAUGGCAUACAAAUUGCUUCAAGUGUGAAAUAUGAACCAACGUGGGAAAGUCUUGACGACCGCCCCUUGCCAGAAUGGUACGAUAAAGCAAAAGUUGGAAUUUUUCUCCAUUGGGGUGUCUAUUCAGUACCCAGUUUUGGAGGCGAAUGGUUCUGGAAUCACUGGGAAAGGGGUGACAAUGACACUGUCGAGUUUAUAAAAAAAAAUUACCCACCAGAUUGGACUUACCAAGACUUUGCCCCGCUAUUUACUGCCGAAUUUUACGAUCCAUUCAUGUGGGUAAACCUUUUUCUGAAAUCUGGGGCCAAGUAUAUAGUCUUGACAAGUAAACACCACGAAGGAUAUACCUUGUGGCCGUCAAAAUAUUCAUUCAGUUGGAACGCCAAUGAUGUUGGCCCCCAUCGUGAUCUUCUAGGUGAUCUCGCGAAGCGAGUUAAAGCCAGAGGUCUUCAUUUCGGGGUUUACCACUCCUUGUUCGAGUGGUACCAUCCCCUGUAUCUACAAGACAAAACGAAUAAUUGGAACACUUCUGAUUUUGUUGACUUGAAAAUAAUCCCGGAAAUGAAAGAACUGAUCACCACUUAUGAACCGGAAGUGCUCUGGUCUGACGGAGAAUGGGAAGCUCCUGAUACCUACUGGAAAUCCAAAGACUUCCUUGCCUGGCUUUAUAACGAAAGUCCCGUGAAAGACGUUAUUGUGACUAACGAUAGAUGGGGAAGUAACACGAUGUGCACUCACGGCGGUUUUUACACUUGUUCUGAUAGAUACAAUCCAGGUUUUUUAUUACCACGCAAAUGGGAAAAUGCAAUGACUGUGGACGGACCUUCAUGGGGUUACAGAAGGAAUGCCAUGAUUUCUGACAUUCUGACUCCUUCUGAACUGAUAACGACACUUGUGGAGACCGUUAGUUGCGGUGGAAAUAUCCUUAUCAAUGUUGGGCCGACCAAAGAAGGCACAAUUUCUCCAAUAUUCCAGCAACGAUUAAUGCAACUUGGGACAUGGUUAUCAAUUAAUGGAGACGCAAUCUAUGACAGUAGUCCAUGGACUGCACAAAAUGACACCUCACCAGCUCCUAUAUGGUAUACAGCUAAGAAUGAAACUGUAUACGCAAUAGUCUUGGAAUGGCCUACUAAAAAUGUUGUAACCUUACAGCAUCCGGAUAUUAUUAAUUUUUUUACACAAACAAAACCAUCAGUCACGCUUCUAGGAAAUGAUGAAACUCUGUUGAGUGAUCCUAGUGAUACCCAAGUAACUGUGACUUUACCUGAUAAAGCAACAGUUGCAAGUGAGUGGGGCUGGGUCCUUAAAAUGGUGCCCACAAAUACUAUAUAAAAAUAAUUACAACAAAUUUCAAAUACAAUAUGUAAUGUAAAUACUGUAAUAAGAAUAACCUUUCGUAAAAUAAAAAAAUACAAAACACCUUAAGCACC